UAACGACGCUCUCACACCUCUCAUACAUCAAAGAAACGUCAGCUGCAGCUAAAGCAACAGAAGCAGGACCCUGGAGUUUCAGUACAUACGCAUAGGUGAUUAAGACAUUAUGGCAAGCCUAAAACUGCGCAGGACAUACGCUGCAGAAACGGACACGUACUCCAGCCGUAUGGCUGAUCAAGAAAACCCUUAGAGAAGAGUACGAAGGCUGAUGGGUCUACGAGAGGCAGUCCUAACGGCAGACUUCGUUGUCUGCACACGAGGUCAGUCCCCGCAGUGACGAAUGGCAGAGAAGUCGGAGAGCGGCGUCUCUGAGGUGGUGGUAAACACCAGCUUCGAUGACUGCAUAUCCAAGUACCGCGACUUCUUUCUACCCAAUGGCGGCCUGUACUGCAACUGGACGUGGGACCUGGUGCUGUGCUGGCCCCCCACCAGGGCGGGCACCACGGCCAAGCAGCGCUGCCCCAGCUUCAACGGGCUCGACCAGACCAAGUUCGCCGUGCGGCGGUGCUCGCUGGAAGGGCGGUGGGAGGGCCGCGACCCUUCGUCCCCACAGGGCUGGACCAACUACACGCCCUGCUACCUGCCGGAGACUCUGCAGCUCAUGCGGAGGCUCUACGCCGGCUCUGAGGCCGCCGCCAAGGUGAAACUGGCGAUCGCAGAGCGGACGCGGACGCUGGAGAUCGUGGGCUUCAGCGUGUCCCUGGCUGCCCUGCUCGUCUCGCUCGCCAUAUUCUACCGUUUCAGGAGCCUUCGAAACAACCGGACGCGCAUCCACCGGAACCUGUUCGUGGCGAUGGUGGUGCAGGUGGUGAUCCGGCUGACGCUGUACGCCGACCAGGCGGUGGUGCGCGGCGGAGCCGUCGCCGACCCCGUGCCCGUGACGCCCGUGGGCGGUGGGGGCGGCGGGGGCGGCGCCGCGGCGGCCGGGGACCGCAACAAGACGGCGGUGGGGGCGGCGGAGUCCACGCAGCCGGCGCCGGCCGCGCCGCGAGCCGCCCACCGCCAGGGCAUCGACAACACGCCAGUGCUGUGCGAGGCGUCGUACGUGCUUCUGGAGUACGCCAGGACGUCCAUGUUCAUGUGGAUGUUCGUAGAGGGGCUCUACCUGCACAACGCCGUCACAGUGACGGUCUUCCAGGAGGGGUCCUACCUGGUGGCCUACUCGCUGCUGGGCUGGGGCGUGCCCGUGCUGAUGACUGCUGCGUGGGCGGUCACCACGGCCGUGCGGUACGGCGGCUCCAACAGGUGCUGGUGGGGCUACAACCUGACGCCAUACUUCUGGAUUCUGGAGGGUCCCCGCCUUGGCGUUAUAGUGUUGAACUUCCUGUUUCUGCUGAACAUCAUCCGUGUGCUGGUGGUCAAACUUCGGCAGAGUCGCACCAGCGAAAUAGAGCAGGCCAGGAAGGCGGUGCGGGCUGCGGUGGUGCUGCUGCCGCUGCUGGGCAUCACCAACCUGGUCAACAUGGCGGACGCCCCGCUGGACCGGGCCGCGUGGGAGUUCGCGCUCUGGUCCUACGCCACGCACUUCCUCGUCUCCUUCCAGGGCUUCUUCAUAGCCUGCCUCUACUGCUUCCUCAACGGCGAGGUGCGGACGGCGCUGAUGAAGAGCGUGUCGGUGUACCUGUCGCUGCGGCAGCACCAGCAGGCGGCGGCGCGGCGCAUGUCCGUCUUCUCAGGGGUGUACAUCCCGGCGGAGCGGCGCCAGCCCAGCCCCGUGGCCUGCACCGCGCUCGGCGCCACUCGGCGGCCCCUGCCCAGGCUAUCGGCCGCCCGCCGCCAGCGCAGGUGCGUGCACACCCCUCCUCUACAGUACUGUGCUGUGGCCUGGCUCACACUGCAGAAGCACACUCACAACACUUCGUACUUCAAACCAGAUAAAUUAAGCUAA
Schistocerca cancellata (South American locust) is the source of this 1891-nucleotide messenger RNA. Its product is annotated as PDF receptor-like. NCBI's taxonomy places the organism in Eukaryota, Metazoa, Arthropoda, Insecta, Orthoptera, Acrididae. Bases 284 to 1891 code for a protein of 535 amino acids. Gene Ontology annotation, cellular component: plasma membrane. The transcript has 11 exons. Gene Ontology annotation, molecular function: G protein-coupled peptide receptor activity. Gene Ontology annotation, biological process: adenylate cyclase-modulating G protein-coupled receptor signaling pathway; cell surface receptor signaling pathway. The record is from RefSeq and is a predicted model, not a curated record.